Notodromas monacha is the source of this 2642-nucleotide messenger RNA. The record is from the annotation of a GenBank genome assembly. Lineage: Eukaryota; Metazoa; Arthropoda; Ostracoda; Podocopida; Cyprididae.
GAAGACGGCCUACGUGUUGUGCUACAAUGGCGAAACCUCGUAAGGAUAAAGAGGCAAAAGGUGUCCGAUAUGCGCGUGAUAAUCUGGAAGAGUCUGAGAGUAGUUGUCCAGAUACGUCACGCGAAAGUGACCAGAGAUCGGAAGAGAAAGAUGGUGAAGUUGGGGAUCGUAGUUCGACUAAGACUGGAGAGAUUUGCUUUCGGAUUUCGAACGAAGCGUCAGACCUGGAAAAUUAUCGGGCCUCUGUUUCACGAUAUUCGAGAAGUGGACUUGAAAACAAGGCUACAAACAAGCGGAAAUCGGGGAAAAUUCGAAAUCGAAUCAAGAUGCUUGCAAUUUACGUGUUGUCCCUGAUCCUUCAUGAUGUCCAACUUCCAAGCUCCUACAUCAUGGAGGAACCGAAUCCAAAGCCAAUGGGCAGAAACGCACACGCAACUUUAGUAUUGAAUUCGCUGCAAGAGAGAUUUCCUCAGCAACACUCCGCAACCUGGAGUGUCAUGAACAGAACGCUGUGGAGUUAUUUACUAAAGGACAGUGAUGCCAACGCUCGGAAAUUACCGUGGCCCAUUUUGUUGGUUGGAGAGAACGGCGCGGUGGCCCAAUGUCUAGGUGAAGAAUUCGCCCGGGCCUUGAGUGAAGUGGAUUCCGUGAAUUUUGGCCAAAACAACGUUUUGGACUUUGGCAAAGGGGAUGAGGAAGCCUACGAGAGAAUUCGUCAGCAAAUGGUUCCCCGUAAUUUCAGCAAAGAGGCGUCAAUCGUGUUGGUGAAAAAUGUGGAUUCAGCGCGACAUCCCAAGCUCACUAAUGUGAUCAUGGCCCUGUCGGACACGACAGAGAACCCGUCGGAUUUCCGCGACACGGUGGCGUUUUUCACGUCAUCCCUGAACGUGGCCAGCACGGGCAGCAAGCGGGAUUUGCAUUUGGCGCAAAUUAUUGAAACUCUCCCGCAGCGUUGGGAUAAUCAGAGGCGGGAGAAUCAGGCCUGGGAAAGGUAUGCCAAGGAGGAAGCGAGAAGGGCACUUGAAAAUGCCUGGGAUUCGGCUGGAAUGAAGGCUGACGAGCGACUGCCAAGGGAGAAGAUUGGUCCAAUCCUGUCCAGGAUCGACCAACGCGUGGAUUCCGUGAAUUUUGGCCAAAACAACGUUUUGGACUUCGGCAAAGGGGAUGAGGAAGCCUACGAGAGAAUUCGUCAGCAAAUGGUUCCCCGUAAUUUCAGCAAAGAGGCGUCAAUCGUGUUGGUGAAAAAUGUGGAUUCAGCGCGACAUCCCAAGCUCACUAAUGUGAUCAUGGCCCUGUCGGACACGACAGAGAACCCGUCGGAUUUCCGCGACACGGUGGCGUUUUUCACGUCAUCCCUGAACGUGGCCAGCACGGGCAGCAAGCGGGAUUUGCAUUUGGCGCAAAUUAUUGAAACUCUCCCGCAGCGUUGGGAUAAUCAGAGGCGGGAGAAUCAGGCCUGGGAAAGGUAUGCCAAGGAGGAAGCGAGAAGGGCACUUGAAAAUGCCUGGGAUUCGGCUGGAAUGAAGGCUGACGAGCGACUGCCAAGGGAGAAGAUUGGUCCAAUCCUGUCCAGGAUCGACCAACGCGACUACGGACUGGUGUAUCUACAAGAAAAUGCCCACGACGACAACAUUUGGACGUGCUCAUGGGGCGGACCUCCCGAUCCGGCUGAUCCACCUCAAGACGAGCCAAUACCAGUGCCGAACGAGAGCAGUCGAGUGGGCGAGAGUUCGACGGAGGCGGGAGACGGCGAAAAUCCCGUCGAUCAGAGUGGUGGUGGCACAGGUGACGCGGACGUGCCACCGGCGCCCACCUGCAGCUUCGUAGUGACCGGAUCUCUCGACGACAAGGUCAAGAUUUGGGAUUGGGAAGAAGAGCAAUUGAAGCUGCGACACAUGUUUGAAGGACACUAUUUGGGCAUUGUGUCUGUCGACGUGGCGCCGAACCGGAAAUUGGUGGCGUCGAGUUCAAUGGACAGCUUUAUCCGGUUGUGGGAUCCCGCGACGGGGAUGUUGAAGAAGACGAUCGAUGCGUCCCCGAUGGAUUCGUGGACGGUGGCCUUUUCCCCGGAUUCGAAGCACCUGGCCUCGGGCAACAUUCAUGGCAAAAUUAUCCUGUAUGAAGUGGACACUGGGAAGUCCGUCAAAUGCUUUGAGACGCGAGGAAAGUUCGCCCUUAGCAUAGCUUUCAGUCCAGAUGGGAAAUACAUCGCGAGCGGUGCGAUUGAUGGAAUCAUCAAUAUAUUUGAUGUUACCACCGGCAAACUGGUUCACACCUUGGAAGGUCACGCAAUGGCGAUUCGCGCUCUGACAUUUUCCAAGAAUUCUGAAUUCCUCAUCACUGCGUCCGAAGAUGGGCAGAUGAAAAUUUACGAUGUUCAACACGCCCACUUGGCGAGCACCUUGUCAGGUCACGGCUCGUGGGUAUUGGGACUCGACUUUGCCCCGGACAACUUGUCGUUUGCAUCAUCGUCUGCGGAUCGGACAGUGAAGGUGUGGGACAUGAAGGAGCGCAAGUGUCUGCACACGUUCACGAAACACACGGACCAAGUGUGGGCUUGUCGCUACAACCAUGACGGCACCCGAAUCGUGUCUGUGUCCGACGACAAAAGCAUCAACGUGUUUUCCUGCGCAACCUUGUGA